AUGCGACGCAUUUUAGAAGCCGAAGCCGAGGAACGAGCCAAAAACGCUUCCUCCCUCCAACAAACCGGGGAAACAGGGGAAACUAGAGAAUCUCCCAAACCGGAGGAGUCGACCAAAGCGAGCGAAACGGCGGAGGGGAGCGAAACGCUGUCGAUCUCCGCGGGGAUGAACUAUAAAGAUGUGUGGAUGAAGAGCAACCGCGCAGCUGUUGAAAGGGAACUCGGCGUUUAUGCAGUAGGCGCAGAGGGAGAGAGAGUUGACCGUAGUUUGUUCCAAUUCGCGACGAUCGAAGAGGUAAACGCGCUGACGCUGCUGGAUUUGGUGGUGGUGAGCGACUUGUCGAAGGCGUGGAGCGAGUUGGGGCAGCUGGCGAACAGCACGCAUCACGCCGUGCGAUCGUUUAACCUCACGGUGGCGAAUGAUCGGCGCAAUAUUCGCUUCCCGUGCUUGCUUACGAUGGGAAAUGUGAUGGAUAUGAACGGGUACUACUGCCAGAUCGCUGUUACCUUCACGCCGUUGCAGCUGGUUGGAGCGUCUGGGAUGGAGGAAUGUGAUGCUAUUGGUGGACAUUGUGCAGGGUUGGAAAAGCUUGUUUGA
Molecule: messenger RNA, 597 nt
Organism: Blastocystis hominis
Lineage: Eukaryota; Bigyra; Opalinata; Blastocystidae
Exons: 3
Coding region: 1-597 (198 amino acids)
Source: RefSeq, a predicted model, not a curated record